Molecule: messenger RNA, 3194 nt
Organism: Stegastes partitus (bicolor damselfish)
Lineage: Eukaryota; Metazoa; Chordata; Actinopteri; Pomacentridae
Gene: prkg2
Product: protein kinase cGMP-dependent 2
Exons: 19
Coding region: 124-2454 (776 amino acids)
Biological process (GO): protein phosphorylation
Molecular function (GO): cGMP-dependent protein kinase activity; ATP binding
Source: RefSeq, a predicted model, not a curated record
AUGCGCGCGGUGCGUUGUUAGAUGGAGCGGCUGUCUGCCGGGGCUCGGAUGCGCACAAAUAUCAUUCGGUUCUCCGUUUAGGUGUUUCAGGCUCGAUUUGAAGGCGACCGAACAGGUGGGAAGAUGGGCAACGGUUCGAUGAAGUCGAAGCGCUACAAACACGCCGACGGGUGUCCCGCUGCCUCCAACGGCCGAGCCUGCAAAGAUCAGGGCUUCAAAAACCUGGAUCUCCUGAGGGCCCGAGUGGAGGAGCUGGAGCGAGAAGGCAAGAGGAAGGACGAGGAGCUCAGCGCCAGAGAGCAGCAGAUCAAAGGCCUCCAGGAGCAGCUGGCCCAGCAGACCCGAGUCCUGGCUGAGCUGAGCGAGGAGCUGCAGAGCAAGUGCAUCCAGAUCAGCAAGCUGCAGGACGUGGUGAAGAGCGGCGCCUCGGCCGGUCUGGCUUCACGGCCUCCGUCGGUGAAAGCCGGCGGGAAGAGCAGCCCCAACCUCAGCGUCCGCAUCAAGGAGAGCAUCAACAGGAGGAAAGGGGCCAAAGCUGGAGUGUCGGCAGAACCGACGUCCAGAACGUACGACUCCAGCAGCCUCCCCAAGUUCUCCUUCGAGAAGGCUCGGGUGCCGAAGGACGCCAGUGUGAAGAAGCUGCUGACAGACGCCCUGAACAAGAACCAGUACCUGAAGAGGCUGGAGCUGCAGCAGAUCAAAGACAUGGUGGAGUGCAUGUACGAGCGCACGUACCAGCAGGGCGAGUACGUCAUCAAGCAGGGGGAGCCUGGCAACCAUCUGUUCGUCCUGGCAGACGGGAAGCUGGACGUGUUUCAACACAGCAAACAUCUCGCCUCCAUCACGGUGUGGACCACGUUCGGUGAGCUGGCCAUCCUGUACAACUGCACACGGACGGCUUCGGUGCGAGCGGUGAACAAAGUGAGGACAUGGGCUCUGGACCGGGAGGUGUUCCAGAACAUCAUGAGGAGGACGGCCGAGACGCGGCACGAACAGUACCGCAACUUCCUCAGAAGUGUUUCACUCUUGGCUAAUCUGCCGGAGGACAAGCUAAGCAAAAUAGUGGACUGCCUGGAGGUGGAGUACUAUGACAAAGGAGAGUACGUCAUCCGGGAGGGCGAGGAGGGCAGCACCUUCUACAUCAUCGCACAGGGAAAGGUGAAGGUGACCCAGACCACCGAGGCCCACAAGCUGCCGCAGAUCAUCAACACUCUGCAGAAGGGAGACUACUUUGGAGAAAAAGCCCUCAUAAGUGAUGAUGUCAGGUCAGCCAACAUCAUCGCCGACGAGAACGGGGUGGAGUGCCUCGUCAUCGACAGAGAGACAUUUGAUCAGACGGUGGGCACCUUCAACGAGCUGCAGAAGUACCUCCAAGGAUACGUGGCAACACUGGAUCGCGAUGACAAGAAGAGACAUGCCAAGAGGUCGGUGUCGCGUCACCAGAGUCAGCCGCUGUCUCCAGAUGUCAUCCAGCUGAAGGAGAUGGUGUCGGCGUUUCCUCCAUCCAGGCCCUUCGAUCACCUGGAUGUUAUUGCGACGCUCGGGGUCGGCGGGUUCGGGCGCGUAGAGCUGGUGAAGGUGAAGGGUGAGGACAUCACCUUCGCGCUGAAGGUCAUCAAGAAGAAGCACGUGGUGGACAACAGGCAGGAGGAGCACAUCCACUCAGAGAGGAAGAUCCUCGCUGAGGCGCGCUCGCCGUUCGUCGUCAAACUUUAUCGUACGUUCAAGGACAAUAAAUACGUGUACAUGCUGCUGGAGGCCUGUCUGGGUGGAGAGAUCUGGAGUCUGCUCAGAGACAGGGGGAGCUUUGAUGAGCCCACUGCCAAAUUCUGCGUCGGUUGCGUCACGGAGGCUUUCGAUUACCUGCAUCGCAAAGGUGUCCUCUACCGAGACCUGAAGCCUGAGAAUCUCAUGCUGGAUGCUGAGGGAUACAUCAAACUGGUUGACUUUGGUUUUGCCAAGAAGAUCCGAUGUGGUCAGAAGACUUGGACGUUCUGCGGUACUCCGGAGUACGUGGCUCCAGAAAUCAUCCUGAACAAAGGCCACAACUUCAGCGUGGACUUCUGGUCUCUGGGCAUCCUGGUGUUUGAGCUUCUUACCGGCAGUCCUCCGUUCUCAGGAAGUGACCAGAUGAUGACGUACACGUUCAUCUUGAAAGGCAUCGAGAAGAUGGACUUUCCCAAGAAGAUCACCAAGAGACCCGAGGACCUCAUACGGAAACUGUGCAGGCGAAAUCCGUCGGAGCGACUCGGCAACCUCAAAAACGGAAUAAUCGACAUCAAGAAGCACAGGUGGUUCAAUGGCUUCAACUGGGAGGGACUGAAGGCGAGGAGUUUACCGUCUCCGCUGAAACGAGAACUCACCGGACCGACGGACAACAGCUACUUCGACAGCUACCCUCCAGAUGAGGAGAGUCCUCCUGAUGAGCUGUCCGGGUGGGACAUGGACUUCUGAGAACGUCUGCUCCAUCUUUUCACUGUUUUCCCUUCGUUUCUCACCGUUAAUGACAAAAGUGAUGAGCAAAAUGGGUUUUCAGGCGAUGCUGAUCUCCUCUAGCAGCCUGGACGUCCUCGAGUCCUCCACAACGGCAGCUCGUUACUUAGUGAACUUAGUGUGAACGGUUUUCUCCGUCCAGAGUCAGACUGUGAGCAGUGGUUGUGUAGCAGUCACUGCCUGGUUCAUACGUUAGCAUUAAAGCUAAAAUCCAUCAGAGGAGGUUACAGAGAUUCUCCACAUUCUGCUGCAGGUUCAUUCCAUCAAUCAUCUGAAUCAGCUGAUUUAUUAUCUACACUAACUUCAAUAUGUUUAUUGAAGCCACGCACAGUUUUACCUUCAUACUAUGAAUAUCUUCAGAAUUACAGACCCUUGAAGUAGAUAUGAGUAGAGUGAAAUUUCUCGCUUUUUCGACCAGCAGAUACACAUGAAGCUUUCAGGGCUGAAAAACACAUUUGAGUUUUGUUAAAAAAUGCAACCAAAUCACAACACUCGAGGCAUCACAAUCUAAAUCUCUGUUUUUCAGCAUCAAAACAAUAGCUUAUAUUAUAGUUUCAGUCGCAGAGCUGCAGCAGUUAAUAUCUGUGAUAUGGAGCAAUAGAGGGUUAAGUACGUCUGUAUUACAUCCUACAGAGUGACUCAUGUCUAGAAGAUGAUCCUGGUAUCAGAUGUGUGGAAAAAUGAUCCUUUCAUUGUCUAGA